CCAGCGGACAUGUCCUUCAAACUUCCUUCCACAGGCCUCCGCGCUAAAGAACUGCGACCACCGUCAACGCAGAAGGAGAGUAAGCCACUCCCGACGGCCAAUGCAGAAGCCAUCGACUUCCUCAGAUCCCUCCAACCCAAGCAGCUGGAACUGUUGCUGUUCUCUGAGACCCUGGCCAUGGUCUCAGACACAGGGGAGCCUCUGGGAGAGCUGACUGUGGACGUGCAGAAAGGGCAGUACAGAGAUGACCUUUCGGUCAGCGCCUUCUACCUCCAGGUGCAUGCCUUCAGCCGAAGCUCCUUGGACAACAUGCGCUGUGGAAACUCCAUCCUGGGCCAUAUCACAGGGGAAAUGGAGACCUUGGAACAGCACAGUCAGGAGUUUAUCAAGUUUCUCGUCCUCCCCAUGGAGCGGAAGACCAAGCUGGUGCGGGUGGACAAUCAGCUGGAUGUGACCAGGAUGGUCAAGGAGGGGGAGGAAGUGAAGACAGAAGUGACAUCUUUUCCCUGGAACUCCACUGCCGGCUUCCUCUCGGAGGCUGCCAACCUGGUGAUGCUCAGAGUGAUGGCCUGGCGGCAGAUGGUGCCCAGCAACGCCCGCUUCCUGGCCCUGGACACAGAGGGCAAACUCUGCUAUGCCACCUACCAAGCCCUGGGCUUCCAGACGUUCCAGAUGGGCCGUCAGCAGGCGGAAGUGUUCAUCAUAGAGCAGACGGUCCACUCAGAGGAGGGCAUCCCCAUGUCCUGCCAGUACUACCUGCUCCCUGAUGGGCACCUGGCCAAGAGAGUGCAGGUGGGCUCCCCUGGGUGCUGCAUCAUCACCAAGAUGCCCAUCUUGAGGGAAGAGGAUGAGAUUGAGCCUCCCCCGGUGUUUGAGAAGAAGCCCUUAGAGUGGGAGGAGGACAUGCAGCUCCUCACCAGGUUCCUGAAACGUAAGGAGGAGCUCCGACUCAGCCACGCCAGCUACCUGCGCCACCACCCCGAGGCGAGCGCGCUCAUCUCGGACUUCCUGCUCUUCCUGCUGCUGCGCCAGCCGGCCGACGUGAUCACCUUCGCCGCCGAGUACUUCGGCCCCUUCUCGGUGCACAGCCUGCCGACCCCCGCGCUGCGCUCCUCCCACCGGCCCAGCCCUUUCCGCCCGCAGCCCCUGGAGGGGACCUUCAGCCAGGCGUUCCCGGAGGAGGACUAGGCGGCCCGCGCGCC
Molecule: messenger RNA, 1202 nt
Organism: Echinops telfairi (small Madagascar hedgehog)
Lineage: Eukaryota; Metazoa; Chordata; Mammalia; Afrosoricida; Tenrecidae
Gene: CATIP
Product: ciliogenesis associated TTC17 interacting protein
Exons: 10
Coding region: 10-1188 (392 amino acids)
Biological process (GO): actin filament polymerization; cilium organization
Source: RefSeq, a predicted model, not a curated record